Molecule: messenger RNA, 744 nt
Organism: Cuscuta epithymum
Lineage: Eukaryota; Viridiplantae; Streptophyta; Magnoliopsida; Solanales; Convolvulaceae
Source: the annotation of a GenBank genome assembly
CUCUCUGAUGACAUGGGUGAAAUGAACCUAUGUGCCGUGAUAUCUCAAUGCAAUUUAGUGGGAAACACUAAAGAAUGGUGCAUUGACACUGGAGCUACCCGACAUAUUUGUGCUAACAAGUGGAUGUUCACCGAUUAUCAACCCGUUGAUAACGAGGAACAACUAUUUAUGGGUAACUCUUCUACAUCCAAAGCAGAAGGUCGCGGCAAAGUUGUCCUUAAAAUGACCAGUGGAAAAACUCUAACUUUGAACGAUGUGCUACAUGUCCCUGACAUACGCAAGAAUCUGGUUUCGGGCUCCCUCCUUAGCAAAAAUGGUUUCAAGCUUGUCUUUGUGGCUGAUAAAUUUGUACUUACAAAGAAUGAUGUGUUUGUAGGGAAGGGCUAUCUCAAUGAUGGUCUCUUCAAAAUGAAUGUACUUACCGUUGUACCCAAACUUGUUGAUAAUAAUAAAGUGGGUUCUUCUUACUUGGUUGAGUCUUCUUCUAUUUGGCACGCUAGACUAGGACAUGUCAAUUAUGAUACUUUGCGUAGAUUAAUGCAUUUAGAAUUGCUUCCUAAAUGUCAUAUUGAUCCUUAUCACAAGUGUGAAAUUUGUGUUGAAGCAAAAAUGGCUAGAAAACCUUUUCACUCUAUUACUAGAGAAACUGAACCACUAGAUCUCAUACACACAGAUCUUUGUGAUCUCAAGUAUGAAGAAACUAGAGGGGGGAAAAGGUAUUUCAUUACCUUCAUUGAUGAUAGC